Molecule: messenger RNA, 940 nt
Organism: Indicator indicator
Lineage: Eukaryota; Metazoa; Chordata; Aves; Piciformes; Indicatoridae
Gene: TMED6
Product: transmembrane p24 trafficking protein 6
Exons: 4
Coding region: 12-713 (233 amino acids)
Biological process (GO): endoplasmic reticulum to Golgi vesicle-mediated transport; intracellular protein transport; Golgi organization
Cellular component (GO): endoplasmic reticulum; Golgi apparatus; COPII-coated ER to Golgi transport vesicle
Source: RefSeq, a predicted model, not a curated record
UGGGAAGCAGGAUGCUGCUGCUGGUGGUGCUUCUGGUGUUGCUGGGACCUGCUGGCUGCCCCAAAACUGAGCCCCUGAGUGGGUUGGGCCAGGAGCCCCUCUUCCGUGGGGCAGAUCACUACAACUUUGCCAUCGUCAUCCCCGCUGGUGCUGCGGAGUGCUUCUGGCAGUUCGCACACCAGACCGGCAACUUCUUCUUCAGCUAUGAGGUCCAGCGAGCAACAGGGAUUGGCAACAGCAGGAACAUCCUGGUCACAGCAACUGACCCCAACGGUGUCCAGCUUGGUGUUUCCCAGCACGUGCGAGGACACAUCAACUUCCUCACCAAGGAGACAGGCUUCUACCAGCUGUGCCUGGACAACCAUGAAAACCACUUUGGCUUCGUGCAGGUGUAUCUCAACUUUGGUGUCUACUACGAAGGCUUCGAUGUGGAAAAGGAGCAGCCAAAAGAAAAGAAAGAGCUGAACAACACCCUGGAGGCAAUUGAGGGCAGCAUUCACAAGCUGCAGAGCCACAUCUUCCAUAUGUGGCGGUUCUACAACUCUGGCCGGAUGAGGAAAGGGGCUGACUCCAUCCUCCUGGAGUCCAACUACAACUAUGUCAACUGGUGGUCAAUGGCUCAGAGCUGUGUAAUUGUCCUCUCUGGCAUGCUCCAGCUCUGCUUCCUGAAGCGCCUCUUCAAUGGGCACACCUCCAGCAGGCAGAAGUGCUAGCAGUGCCCAGAACCGCUGCCCACAGCACUCUUUAACCAAACUGCUGCUUGGGACAGCUAGGUCCUGCUUCCAGGUGGAAGAAGAGUUCCCCUUGCUCCUGCCUCAUCUGAAAUCACCCAGAGAUGAAAAGCACAAUGCGACUGCCUGAGCUUUGCAUGCUGGGUCUGUUUGUUAUAUCCCGACAUCUUCUUACAGUGUCCAAAGUGCUUUUUGUAGUAGACACCAAA